AUGAGGUUUUCACGUUCUAAAAGACAACUACAUUACACUGAUCAUAAAAAUGUAUUUCAUGGUUCUAUCUCCAAGGGUGGCGUCACCAAAUCUCAUAGAUUCAGGAAAGCCGUUAAGGGUGGUGUAGAUUUAUCGGGUGGCACCGUAAGAGAUCAUCAAAACUUCAAACGUGAUAUAGCAUAUUUUAUUGGCAAUAAAGACGCACAAAUGUUAUUAAACGUGAUAGCUAAUAGGAGAAAGGUGUGUCUUGAGUUUUUUUUGGAGUACAAGUGUGAUGACAAGGAGUUGUUAGCAAUUUUUUGGGCUGAUGAGACUGCACGAUCAAAUUAUAGGGAAUUUGGCUAUGCAAUCUCAUUUGAUGCAACGUUUAGGACCAAUAAGCAUGCUAUGAUAUUUGUUCCGUUCUUUGCAAUUGACAAUCAUAAGAAAUCUGUCGUUGUUGGAGCUGCAUUGAUUCAUAAUGAAUCUGUAGUUGAUUACACUUGGGUAUUAAAUGCUUUUGUAAAAGCACAUAGACGUCAACCACGUUUCGUUAUCACUAACCAAUGUGCGUUGAUGAAACAAGCAAUUCCCAUUGCAUUUCCUGAAUCCAAGCAUCGAUUGUGUAUGUGGCAUAUCACUAAAAAGGUGAAAUCGAAAGGAUGGUUUACUUGGCAGAUUAGUAAUUACCUCCAACACCGUACACAGUUCGUUAGCGAAUUUAAUAAGUUGGUGUGGAAUGUUCACCUUGGUCCUAAUGAAUUUGAGAUGCAAUGGAACAAUUUGAUCAAUUUUUAUGGAUUACGUGGAGACCCAUGGUUUGAUGAAUUGUAUGAGAUCAAGGAGUCGUGGAUUCCGACUUAUUAUAAGGAUUAUCAGAUGUCCGGCCUAAUGAAAACAACAUCCAAGUCGGAGAGUAUCAAUGCGUUUUUUAACGUUUAUGCACUUUUUUGGCAUGAUCUUGUUGUUUUCCUCCAUUCUUUUGAUAAUGCAAUUGAAAGUCAGGGGGCAACACAUAGGUCGCUAGAGCUGACAACCACGAGCACGAUUCCUCGAUUGGUGUCUCCUUGCAAGUUAGAAGCUCAUGCAGCAGAGGUGUAUACACGAAUGAUAUUUUUCGAAGUUCAGAAAGAGUUGAGGUUGUUUGGCUUUGUGGAUGGGAUGGAUUCACCGACGUUGGUGAAACCAGAGUGUACACCAUAA
Cynara cardunculus var. scolymus (artichoke) is the source of this 1182-nucleotide messenger RNA. RefSeq names its product protein FAR1-RELATED SEQUENCE 5-like. Bases 1 to 1182 code for a protein of 393 amino acids. Gene Ontology annotation, biological process: regulation of DNA-templated transcription. The transcript has 3 exons. Lineage: Eukaryota; Viridiplantae; Streptophyta; Magnoliopsida; Asterales; Asteraceae. The record is from RefSeq and is a predicted model, not a curated record.